This is a messenger RNA of Humulus lupulus (European hop), 2192 nucleotides long. Its product is annotated as heterogeneous nuclear ribonucleoprotein Q. The transcript has 9 exons. Lineage: Eukaryota; Viridiplantae; Streptophyta; Magnoliopsida; Rosales; Cannabaceae. Gene Ontology annotation, cellular component: nucleus. The coding region runs from base 376 to 1827 and encodes 483 amino acids. Gene Ontology annotation, molecular function: mRNA binding. The record is from RefSeq and is a predicted model, not a curated record.
GCUUUACCUAUCAGGGGCUCUGCAAAACCCCAAAUUAGGCGGCGUCGUCGGAUACAUCAAAGCCCAGAGCCACAGCCCCAGCCCCCGCACCUCACCAGCUCACCUCUCCUCCCCUUGUUUCUCCUCCACCUUCUCCCAACCCAAUCAAAGCUCAAGACCCAAAACCGCGAACCCAAAUCUCCUUCCUCAAAAUUGCACCACUGGUAUGUGAGAAAGUCUCACUUCGUAUUCGUAUUCCCUUUCCGCUUCACUUUUUGAUUCAUUUCUAAGCUCGAAUCUUCAAAUUUUCGUCCUAUUAGUUCUUUUUUAUGCAGGUGACAUAGGAGCAGUAGCAAGUGAGAUAUUGGAUGAUAAAAGCUGGGACGUGAAAAAGUCAUGGCAGAAGGCACAGAAGUCGAUGAGCGGGUGGAUUUUGAUGAUGAAAAUUACAUGGAAGAGAUGGAUGAUGAAGCUGAAGAGCAAUUAGAUGAAGAUGGUAGUGAUGGAGAAGAUGAGGAAAAUAUGGAAGAGAAUGCUGAAGACGCACAUGAUUCUAUGAAUGGAGCUAGUGAGAAAGAACAAUCACCGGAUGCCGAAAGAAGCCACAUUACUGCUGAAUCUGUGGAAGAAGGUGAAGAUAAGCCUGUUUCUCCAAUUGACGAAGAAGAACAAGAGAAGCGCGCUCAACUUCUUGCUCUUCCUCCUCAUGGGUCUGAAGUUUUCAUUGGUGGACUUCCUAGAGAAGUCACAGAGGAAGAUCUGAGGGAUUUAUGUGAUAAUAUAGGUGACAUUCUUGAGGUAAGGUUGAUGAAAGACAGGGAAACUGGUGAGAAUAAAGGUUAUGCCUUUGUAGCUUUUAAAACAAAAGAGGUUGCACAACAGGCCAUUGAAGAGUUACACAGUAAAGAAUUCAAGGGUAAAACAUUAAGAUGUUCGCUUUCUGAAACCAAACACAGAUUAUUUAUUGGUAAUGUUCCAAAGAGCUGGACAGAGGAUGAGUUUCGAAAAGUUGUUGAGGAGGUUGGUCCAGGAGUUGAAAACAUUGAACUAAUAAAGGAUCCUCAAAUUCCAAGCAGAAAUCGUGGUUUUGCCUUUGUCUUGUAUUAUAAUAAUGCCUGUGCCGAUUAUUCAAGACAAAAGAUGUCAAAUUCUAACUUUAAGCUGGAUGGAAAUACUCCAACUGUUACCUGGGCCGACCCAAAGAGUACACCUGAUCAGACAGCUGCGGCACAGGUGAAGGCUCUUUAUGUGAAAAAUAUACCAGAGAAUACUACCACUGAACAACUGAAGGAGCUGUUCCAGCGUCAUGGGGAAGUGACAAAAGUGGUCAUGCCACCUGGCAAAGGUGGGCAAGGCAAGCGGGAUUUUGGUUUUGUCCAUUAUGCUGAAAGGUCGAGUGCUCUAAAGGCUGUCAAAGACUCAGAGAAAUAUGAAAUUGAUGGCCAAGCUCUAGAGGUUGUCCUUGCCAAACCUCAGACUGAUAAAAAAUCUGAUGGAUUUUAUUCUUACAAUACUCCACCACAUGCAAAUCAUCUUCCCCACCCAGGCUAUGGUGGUUUUCCUGGAAAUCCAUAUGGUACUAUAGGGUCUGGAUAUGGUGUUGCUGCUGCAGGAUUUCAGCAGCCAAUGAUAUAUGGUCGUGGACCAAUGCCAGCAGGAAUGCAAAUGGUACCGAUGGUUCUUCCAGAUGGUCGAAUUGGCUAUGUCCUUCAGCAGCCAGGUGUACAGAUGCCCACUCCUCGGCCUAGACGAAUGGAUCGGAGCAAUGGUCCAAGUGGACAGGCAGGAAGAGGAGGAGGCAGUGGUAGCGAUGAAGGAACUCGUAGCAGGAGAUACAGACCCUACUAGUGGUAGCUUACUAUUUCAGCUUAUCUUUGCCUUUUUUUUCUGUUAUGUAAAAGAGAUGUGUUGUGAUUGGAUGAUGAUCCCUUGAAACAAAAUAACAAUCCCACCCCCUUUGGUCCCUUUCCCAGAAUUUAAAAAAAAAACAAAAAAAAAAGGGUCGUUAGGAGUAGGAAAAAAAAGAGGUAUCACAAGUUAAUGUUGGUGGUGUCUCAAUGACAGGGACAGGCUAGGAAGUAUGAUUAUAUGUAUUAACUUAUCUGGUUGUAAUGCUUUUUGUGUUAGCAUUUUUUUAUUGACACCCAUCAGAGAAAAGCAUUGAUUCUUAUUGCCUGUGCCACACAAUGAGACAACUCGCAUGUUAUACUUCA